UAGGUCUUCACGAUGAGCAACGACCUUCAAGUCACUAUUCCCAUCCACGGCACCUUCCGGCUCAGUCCCGAUGCGAAACAGCUGCAUCCGAUAUAUCUGGCGACUUAUGGCUCUCUUGAAGGUCCCGACAUCAUCCAGAGCCACGAUAAUGGCGUCGUCUGCCGCGCCACGUGGACUGGGCAGACUCUGUCAUCGUCCGCCGCCAUUCGGCGAUCGCUGCCCACUAGGGUUGUCUUCAAGCUUUACUACUGCGAUAGCCGACUGAAUGACUUGGAGCACGAAGCCAGGAUGUAUGCACACGCCUCAAAGGUACAGGGUUCCGUCAUCCCGCGUUGCUUCGGUCUUUUCGCUGGCGUAAAUGUCGAAAACGAGGACGAGAGGGUGAAGCUUCUACUGCUCGAAGACUGCGGCGAUCCUCGGAGGCAUUCAAAUGGAAAGCUUGUCCUUCCCGAUGAAUUCAGCUUGAAGCAGUCCCUGGCCAUAAUCAAAUGUCUGGUAUUGCUCCAUCAAGAUGGCGGCCUCGAGCACCACGACUUCGAGCCGAGGAACAUCGUAUGGUUGAACGACGAGCGUCCUGUCAUCGUGGAUCUAGGCCACGCCAAGAGACACGAAUGUGACCAACGCCUGGUGAUCAGUCCGAUGAAGCUCUACCCGGACAUUGAUGAGUUUGGCUGCUUUGAGGUGCAUGAUAGGUGCGUGAGGUACGGGAUCUGGUUCCAUGAUGAAGUCUGUUUCGCCGGCGUCUGGAUCCCGGCCAAGGAUAUUCAUACCUUGGAAGACGUGAUUCAACCUGCUGCGGAGCGUGGUGUGCGCAUAGACGACCGGGCCUUGGAGGUGGCCAAACAGGUCUUUGCACAUAUCAAAUUUCGCCGAGAUCAUUAUCCAGAAAGUCUUGAGCCCCGGUCGUAGCUUAUCACACCACGGUGGCCUGCUUUGAAUCUCUGGCGAAGUAUAAUAACCUAGCCAUGUUUUUUCGGUUGUACGACAAUGCCAGCUAGUAAUUUCCGAAUCGGA
Punctularia strigosozonata HHB-11173 SS5 is the source of this 1014-nucleotide messenger RNA. RefSeq lists its product as uncharacterized. The record is from RefSeq and is a predicted model, not a curated record. Lineage: Eukaryota; Fungi; Basidiomycota; Agaricomycetes; Corticiales; Punctulariaceae. Bases 13 to 909 code for a protein of 298 amino acids. The transcript is spliced from 3 exons.